ACCCGUUACAAAGGCCCACCACCACCACCACUACCAGUCUGUGUUUAUGUGGUAGUGAAGCAAACGUUUAAUUCUGCAAAGUUGUUCUGUCACGAGGAAAGGCUGCUUAGAUGAAUAAGUCCCUUCAUGACAACAUUGCUACUCCCUCAACCGUCCUAGUGGCGUGGGUGGCUGUCAGUUGAGGAGGGCGUAACCAGCUUAGGACACAGUGGACUUGGUGUGUGUGGUAACUGGUAGGUGGGCAGCUCUCCUUUCCGUACUGCCAGGAUUAGUGAAGUGAUGUGGUCCCUCAGUCGUGUAUGUUAUAGCUAGUGGUGGGCACAGGUACAGUAGCGGGAGGAGGGGGGGAUGUAAUGCCUGACUGAACGGACCAGCGCUACCGAUCACCUCACUUUUAAGGACACCCAGAACGUAAUACACACAUAUACACGCAUACAACGUCUUAAUCACUCAUAACAUCAUUUUCCCGUCAAUAUCUCCCUCUAGAGCUGGUCAUAAUUGUGUGUCCGUGCUGUCAUAAUGUAUUUUAUAAUCGCUAACAUCCCUGAGAACUUCCACUCUGCUGACUUACGAAACUUCUUCUCAGAGUUCAUAGAAAAGGAGGCAUUUAAUUGCUUCCAUUUCCGCCAUAGACCCCACAGUAACCUAUUGAAUAUUCUGAACAAGUCUAUUAUUUUGUCUGAUGGUGGAGCUAGUACUGGGAAUAAGAGUGACACUGACCACAGGGAGACAACUGACACAACUGCUACAGGGAGUGGCCACAGGGAGGACAGUGACACAACUGCUCCAGGGACAGUGAAUAGCGGUGACAAAGGAUGUAACUCAGGCAGGUUAUCAGAGAGAACAGGAGUUGGUGAGGGUGAGAAUGUCAGCGUGGGGAAUAGCACCAAGACAGAGGUUGAUGGUGAGGGGAAAGGUGAUAGUGAUGGUGAUGAAGCCAGUGAAUGCUCCAAGAAUCACUGGCUAACCUCUGGUCUUGCUGGUCUUGCCUCGCUCAUCAGUGAGAAGAAGAAGCAAGUUAAGCCAAGCAGGAAGUGGCCUUCUGAUGUUGAGGAAGGUGACAGUAAGACAUCUAGUGUUAAGGAGGGCCAGAAUGUGUCUGAGGGGGACAGUAGCAGUGUGGCCAGGAACAACAGCAAAGACCAGCCUUCCUCAUCCCUUGUGGAAAUGCUGCCCCCACUGCAGAGUGAGGAGGCAUCAAAGAGGACCUGCUGUGUGGUGGAGGUGAAGGACAGCCUCCAGGAAAGGUUUAUGAGGAAGUACGACCGCAAGCACUGGCUGACUCGCUCGGGUGAUAUCCUGCCCCAGCGCUGCUACCUCCUCGGGGUGGACUUCAGGGACUCCCAGACCAGUGACAGCGAGGAAUAUAAGACCCACCAGGAACACAGCGCCCUCAGCCUGGUGUCCGCUACCGUGCGAGAUCUCCUGGAAUUCCGACCACCACCCAUCAUGCCACAGGGCAACGUGGGCACCCCAACACACCACUUCAAGAUGCUGAUCCGAACCUGCCAGAUGCCCGGCACACUCAUCAAGAAGCUGGGCCUGGAGUUCCCCAGAGCAAGAGGCAAGAAGCGGUUUGGCCAGGUGCUUGACUACGGAACAAGUGUGGUGGCCGGCCAGGAGGGCAGUGAAGGUGGGAAAGAGGCAAACAUCGCCUUCACUGCCACUGGCCAUCUCAUUCCAACCUCAGCAGACUUUGAGGAGCAGCAGAAGAGGAGGAGGAGGGAGAAGAGGAGGAUGUCAUCUUUAGGACCUCGACUAGAACUAAAGAAGGAGGAAGAGGAUGGAGCAGAGGUGGAGGAGUGGGAGAGGUAUGAGUCCUUCCAUGAAGACGUCACAUCCCAGGACCGCAUCAAGGAGAGGCGCUUUGAAGAGGAGCUGGAGGUGGUGUGGGAGAAGGGUGGGUCAGGCCUGGUCUUCUACACAGAUGCCCAGUACUGGCGGGCACAGCAAGGCGACUUUGAUGAACAGACAGCUGAUGAAUGGGAUGUGGACAUGUCUGUGUACUAUGAGGAAGGUGCUGGUGACAAAGAUGCGAGGGACAGUGUGGAGAUGACGCAGAGUGACAAGCUGAGGUCUGGCAGUCUGGCACCCUCUGUGUUUGUCAAGAGAAAGGCAGAGGAAGAGUCAUCAACUAAAGCAAGGAAAAGGAGAGAGAGGAGAAUAAUAGGCCCCACACCACCCCCUACUAUUGGCAGAUUUGAGGCCCACACGCGAGGGUUUGGCCGCCGCAUGAUGGAGGCUCAGGGCUGGAAGGAGGGACAGGGGCUGGGGGCAGGCUCAGCUGGGAUGCCCUAUGCUCUGGAGGGAGAUGGACAGCACCCACUUGAUAGGAAGGGCUUUGGCUACCACGGAGAGAAGCUACAAGGUUGGUCAUCCUCCUCCUCCUCUACCUCCACCUCCAGCACAACACGGAGACCUCAGCACCGCCACCACCGCAUCUCCACUAUAUUUGACCGGACAGAAGAUGCAGACCCUCCCACACCAGCACUCAGAACGCCGGAGCCAACUGCCCUCUCCCAUCGCCCUCGCUGACACAAACCUUGCCUUAUCCAUGUACAAGAACCCACAUCACAGAAUAGCCUCUUUAUAACAAGAAAAAAGGAUAAAAAAUAGAUUGUGCAAUUCAUGUGUGGCUGUAAAAUAAGAAAAUGCAUCUCAAGUGUGGCAAAUAGAGACUUAAAACCUCAUGAUUUGAUAAGGCUGUUGGUAGAUAAGUCAAUUGGUCACUUUCUGGCAAGUUGGUCUGUCUAGUGAAGGAGAAUCUUGCCCUUCUUGACAAUAUAAUGAGUGUGAAUGUAGGAUACAGUGCCCAGUAAAUAAGUCAGCUGGUCAGACUGCAUUUUAAUGGUGUCUGUUGAAAGGAGUCGUGUGUGUGGUGGGGCUGUGAAAGUAAUAGUAGUAGUAGUUGAUGUGUUUUUGUAAAUGUGAGUGAAGGAUUAAUGUUCAGAUGUAUAUUUUUGUACUUAUUAUUUCUCCACUUUUUCCUUUUGUAAAUUUAUAACCAACUUCUAUUUAAUGCAAGGCCUCAAUAUUAUUCAAACUCUUCAGUACCAGGACACAUUUCCAUAUUCAUUCUGGUUACUAUUCGGUGGUUUUAUACAGCUUCAGAAACUCAUGUGGGGAUUAAAAUAGUAAAGACUCUGGCCAUUAACCUUCUGACCUCCAUAGAGCCUUCCUAAUGCAAAUAAAAAUGUCUAAUCAUACCUAAAUCUCAAGGUAAACAAUGCGUCCCAGUACAGAAGGGGUAAAGUAUGAAUUUACAUGAGUCAAGUUGUGAAAUAAAGUAUUCCUGUUUUCUUA
Portunus trituberculatus (swimming crab) is the source of this 3303-nucleotide messenger RNA. RefSeq names its product G patch domain-containing protein 3-like. Gene Ontology annotation, biological process: positive regulation of DNA-templated transcription; negative regulation of RIG-I signaling pathway; negative regulation of type I interferon production. NCBI's taxonomy places the organism in Eukaryota, Metazoa, Arthropoda, Malacostraca, Decapoda, Portunidae. Gene Ontology annotation, molecular function: nucleic acid binding. The record is from RefSeq and is a predicted model, not a curated record.